UCCCUGUGAUUAAGGUAAAGGACGCAUAAUAUAAAGUUAACCUGCAAAAGAGAGAGAUAGUGCUGACCUUUGUAACGACACAGGACAAGAUGAUACGGAGCUUCCUAACAAAAAGGCCAGUGAUAUGGAGAUUUGCGGUAUCAAGUCAUCCCCGAUGUUGUCUGAAUACUGAGGCUCCACCCGAGCUGACACGAGGAGAGAAAAAUCUCAUAGAUGCUCUCAGGGUUAAGUUCCCUGGGUCGACCUCAGUACAGGUUGCCGAUAUAUCAGGUGGGUGUGGAGCUAUGUAUCAGAUAUCGAUAGAAGCCAGUGAGUUCACAGGAAAGUCCACACUGCAACAACAGAGGAUGGUGUACAAGGCUCUGUCAGAAGAAAUAAAGGAAAUGCAUGGACUGCAGAUAAAGACCAAGCCGUCAAACUCUUCAUAGAGAUGUUGUGUACAGUUGUUUGUUAUAUAUGUACAGACUCUUGCCUUAUGUUAACAGACUGUGGCUUAGGUUGUACAGACUGCGGCAUAUAGAGAAAUGAGAUUUGGAUCUGAAAUCGAACAUUUAAUGUUUUAUUCUUUGGAGUUGGAUCAGAAAAAAAACAAAUGAAUCUCUAAACAUAUUAUGGGAAAAAUGGCAAAUUUAUAAUA
Messenger RNA from Haliotis rubra (blacklip abalone), 637 nucleotides. Its product is annotated as bolA-like protein 3. The record is from RefSeq and is a predicted model, not a curated record. The coding region runs from base 90 to 428 and encodes 112 amino acids. Lineage: Eukaryota; Metazoa; Mollusca; Gastropoda; Lepetellida; Haliotidae. The transcript has 4 exons.